This is a messenger RNA of Pyricularia pennisetigena, 1695 nucleotides long. RefSeq lists its product as uncharacterized. The record is from RefSeq and is a predicted model, not a curated record. Lineage: Eukaryota; Fungi; Ascomycota; Sordariomycetes; Magnaporthales; Pyriculariaceae. Gene Ontology annotation, cellular component: nucleolus. Gene Ontology annotation, molecular function: DNA binding; RNA binding. Gene Ontology annotation, biological process: ribosomal small subunit biogenesis; ribosomal large subunit biogenesis. Bases 1 to 1695 code for a protein of 564 amino acids. The transcript is spliced from 3 exons.
AUGUCCGAAAACGACUUGCAGGAGCGACUCCGCGAGUCUGCAAAGGCUUUCGAUGGGCUUUUGUCCCUGAUCCCAGCUCAAAUUUACUACGAAUCUCACAUUGCGCUCUGGUUCACCCUGGCUUACCGCUCUGUCUUUCUUCAGGACCAAUGGAAGCGGAAAAAGCACACCAAGGCUGAGAAGAAGGCCGCAAAGCUUGGCAAGCUUGACCCCGACAGCGAAAAGAACCGCACCGUCCAGGAGGUACUGGAAGAGAGAGCACGCAGCAAGCGCAAGCUAGAGGACGUCGAAAGCCCAGCCGAGGAUGAGGCGGAGCAGGAUGAAGAUGAUAUAAGUCUGAACCUUGAGGGCAUUGAGAUGGAACAGCCCCUCAAGAGGCAGAAGACUGUCGAUAGCGACGAGGAGGAAGGCGAAGAGGAGGUUUCCGCAGCUGAGGAUGUCGGACCUGUCGCCGAUGAAGACGUUUCAAACACUCUUUCGAAUCUUUCUGCCAAAGACCAGAAGAAGCUCCUCAAGAGGCAAAAGAAGCUGGAGAAGAAGGCCGCCAAGACCAAAAAGUCUAAAGAUGCUACCGACGAAGAUGCCAAGCCAACACCAACCCCCAAGCAGACCCCCAAAGCUGCUGAGGCUGAAACGCCUCGUCCGACCACCGAGGAAGACGACCGCAAGCCGGCUCCUGACAGUGAGCUGGCUCCUAUCGACCUUGCGGGACUAGAGACGAACGACGGCGAGGGACAGUCCGAUUCAUCAUCAGCAGAAUCCAAAUCAACUUCUCCAGUAUUUGAUACAGAUUCACAAGCAAACAACGGCUCCGUGGAGCCCGCUAGCGCGGCAACUUCUAUCGCCUCAGCUGCGCCGUCCGACAAGGCUAAACCCGCGAAGCUACCGUCCAGUACAUCAGAGGCUUUCAAGGCUCGUCUUGCCGCCCGGAUCGAAGAGCUUCGCAAGGCAAGGAAGGCCGACGGCGCCGAAGGAAAGCCUGCGAUGACGCGUCAGGAGCUGAUCGAAUCCCGGCGUCAGAAGCAGGCGCAGCGCAAGGCCCACAAGCAAGAGGUGCGAAGGCUGGCAAAGGAGGAAGCCGACCGCAAGCGCGAGGAGGCCCUGGCAAGCGCACGUACUUCGCCGGGAAGCUUCAUGAGCCCUCUGCGACUGGGCGGAUCUGACGCCGGCUCCGAUUCGGGCGCCAACAACUUUGCUUUUGGCCGUAUCGCAUUUGCGGAUGGUCAGCAGAUGGCACACGACCUCAGCUAUGUCAAGGACGAGAAGAAGAAGAAGGGCCCGUCGGACCCCAAGACGGCGUUGGCCAAGCUCGAGGCGCAGAAGAAGCGCAUAGCAGGCUUGGAUGAGGAUAAGCGCAAGGAGGUGCUUGAGAAGGAGACCUGGCUCGCUGCCAGGCGUCGGGCAGAGGGCGAGAAGAUCCGCGACGACGAGACGCUGCUGCGCAAGGCGGUCAAGCGCAAGGAGCAGGCCAAGAAGAAGAGCGAGCGCGAGUGGGGUGAGCGCAAGGCCGGCGUCGAGAAGGCUAUCCGGGAGCGGCAGAAGAAGCGCGAGGACAACCUGCGCAAGCGCCGCGACGAAAAGGCUGCUGGAAAGAUGGGCAAGAAGAAGGGCGGGCCGACCAGGCCCGGUGGCGGCGGUAAGAAGAACCGCCCCGGUUUUGAAGGGGCUGGUUUUGGAGGUACCAAAAGGAAGUGA